This is a messenger RNA of Heterocephalus glaber (naked mole-rat), 10984 nucleotides long. It is a transcript of the gene Itga1, whose product is annotated as integrin subunit alpha 1. Gene Ontology annotation, cellular component: integrin complex; external side of plasma membrane. Gene Ontology annotation, biological process: cell adhesion mediated by integrin; cell-cell adhesion; cell-matrix adhesion. The record is from RefSeq and is a predicted model, not a curated record. Gene Ontology annotation, molecular function: integrin binding. Lineage: Eukaryota; Metazoa; Chordata; Mammalia; Rodentia; Bathyergidae.
CAGCCUUUGCCGGUCUUUCCACCACCUUAGGGGUUUGGCAGGCAGAGCGAUAUCACCCUCUCAAUGAAAAGGCAGAUGUCCCUUUAAGGUCUGCUUUUCCGGCCCGUGGACUUUAGCCUAAAACAGGACCCGCGAGUCUGGCUUUAUUUGUCCAUGUCUCGGACAGAGCCUGGGAGGCUUGCCAGUGAGAUUUUCGACUGAAAGCACGAAGGAGCGGACGAUGUGGCAAUCCGUUUAGGAGGUGAAAAGCGUGCAGCCAAUUUAAAGGAUUUUGACCAAAAGACAGGAAAUCACUUCUCAGCCGCUCCCGGGCUGUGUGACCGGCCGGCGCAGAGGACGGAGACACGCGCAGACCGCGGAGUGGCCCGGAGCUCGCGGCGUCGGUGCCUGGUGCUGCCCCCCGGACAAGUACGUUCUCGGGGCGCUGUUGUGGCUCCAGCCAUGGUCCCCCGGCGCGCUGCCCGCCCAGAGGUUGCUGUCGCCUGCUUAUGGCUUCUCACCGGCUUCUGUGUAUCCUUCAAUGUGGAUGUGAAAAAUUCAAUGAGUUUCAGUGGCCCAGUGGAAGACAUGUUUGGAUAUACUGUUCAACAAUAUGCAAAUGAAGAAGGAAAAUGGGUGCUUAUUGGUUCUCCUUUAGUUGGUCAACCCAAGACCAGAACUGGAGAUGUCUAUAAGUGUCCAGUUGGGAAAAGUGAUAAAAGGUGCAUAAAGUUGGAUCUACCAGUUAAUACAUCAAUUCCCAAUGUCACAGAGGUAAAAGAGAACAUGACAUUUGGAUCAACUUUAGUCACCAACCCAAAAGGAGGAUUUCUGGCAUGUGGGCCCUUAUAUGCCUAUAGAUGUGGACACCUGCAUUACACAACUGGAAUCUGUUCUGAUGUCAGCCCCACAUUUCAAGUCGUGAACUCCUUUGCCCCUGUACAAGAAUGCAGCUCUCAGCUGGACAUAGUCAUAGUGCUGGAUGGUUCUAACAGUAUUUAUCCCUGGGAAAGUGUUACAGCUUUUUUAAAUGAUCUUCUGAGAAAAAUGGAUAUUGGUCCUAAACAGACACAGGUUGGAAUUGUACAAUAUGGAGAAAAUGUAACUCAUGAGUUCAACCUUAAUAAAUACUCAUCUACAGAAGAGGUACUUGUUGCAGCAAAAAAAAUAUUCCAGAGAGGUGGCCGCCGGACUAACACAGCCCUUGGAAUAGACACGGCAAGGAAGGAGGCAUUCACUGAAGCCCGAGGUGCCCGGAGGGGAGUAAAAAAAGUCAUGGUUGUUGUGACUGAUGGAGAGUCACAUGACAAUUAUAAACUGAAUAAGGUCAUCCAGGACUGUGAAGAUGAAAACAUUCAGCGAUUUGCCAUAGCUAUUCUUGGCAGUUAUAACAGAGGAAAUUUAAGCACAGAAAAAUUUGUAGAGGAAAUAAAAUCGAUUGCAAGUAAACCCACUGAAAACCAUUUCUUCAAUGUCUCUGAUGAAUUGGCCCUGGUCACUAUUGUUAAAUCUCUGGGAGAAAGAAUAUUUGCCCUGGAAGCUACAACCGACCAGUCAGCAGCUUCAUUUGAAAUGGAAAUGUCUCAGACUGGCUUCAGUGCUCAUUAUUCACAGGACUGGGUCAUGCUUGGGGCAGUAGGUGCCUAUGACUGGAAUGGAACAGUUGUCAUGCAGAAGGCUAAUCAAAUCAUAAUCCCUCAAAACACAACCUUUCAAGUUGAGUCUACCAAAAUGAAUGAACCUCUUGCUUCUUAUUUAGGUUACACAGUAAACUCUGCCACUGCUUCUGGGGAUGUGCUCUAUGUUGCGGGACAGCCUCGAUACAAUCACACAGGCCAGGUCAUUAUCUAUAGGAUGGAAGAUGGAGACAUCAAGAUUCUCCAGACACUCAGAGGAGAACAGAUUGGCUCCUACUUUGGCAGUGUUUUAACAACAACUGACAUUGAUAAUGAUGCUAACACUGACAUCCUUCUUGUCGGAGCUCCUAUGUACAUGGGAACAGAGAAAGAAGAACAAGGAAAAGUAUAUGUGUAUACUCUGAAUCAGACAAAGUUUGAAUAUCAAAUGAGCCUGGAACCAAUUAAGCAGACUUGCUGCUCAUCUCUGAAGCAUAAUUCAUGCACAAAAGAAAACAAAAAUGAGCCAUGCGGGGCUCGUUUUGGAACAGCUAUUGCUGCGGUAAAAGACCUCAAUCUUGAUGGAUUUAAUGACAUCGUGAUAGGUGCUCCCCUGGAAGAUGAUCACGCGGGAGCUGUAUACAUUUAUCAUGGCAGUGGCAAAACUAUAAGGAAAGAGUAUGCACAACGUAUUCCAUCAGGUGGGGAUGGCAAGACACUGAAAUUUUUUGGCCAGUCUAUCCAUGGAGAAAUGGAUUUAAAUGAUGAUGGUCUGACUGAUGUGACAAUUGGGGGCCUUGGUGGUGCAGCCCUUUUCUGGUCCCGAGAUGUGGCUGUAGUUAAAAUCACCAUGAAUUUUGAACCCAAUAAAGUGAAUAUUGAAAAGAAAAACUGCCACGUGGAGGGAAGAGAAACAGUGUGCAUAAAUGCUAUAAUGUGUUUUGAUGUGAAACUGAGGUCUAAAGAAGACUCGAUUUAUGAAGCUGAUAUACAGUACCGUGUUACCCUAGAUUCCCUAAGACAGAUAUCACGAAGCUUUUUCUCUGGAACUCAGGAGAGAAGAAUUCAAAGAAACAUCACAGUUCGAGCAUCCAAAUGCACUAAGCACUCCUUCUACAUGUUGGACAAGCAUGACUUUCAGGACUCCGUGAGAAUAACUUUGGAUUUUAACCUUACUGAUCCAGAAAAUGGGCCUGUUCUUGAUGAUUCUUUACCAAAUUCAGUACAUGAAUAUAUUCCCUUUGCCAAAGAUUGUGGAAACAAGGAAAAAUGUAUAUCUGACCUCACCCUGGAUGUAUCCACCACAGAAAAGGGCUUGUUUAUUGUCAGGCCCCAGAAUGACAAGUUCAACAUUAGCCUCACAGUCAAAAAUAAAGGUGACAGUGCUUAUAACACCAGAACAAUAGUACAAUAUUCUCCAAAUCUAAUUUUUUCGGGAAUUGAGGGGAUCCAAAAAGACAGCUGCGAAUCAAAUCAUAACAUCACAUGUAAGGUUGGAUAUCCUUUCCUGAGAAGAGGAGAAAUGGUAACUUUCAAGAUAUUAUUUCAAUUUAACACAACUUAUCUCAUGGAAAACAUGUUCAUCCAUUUAAGUGCAACAAGUGACAGUGAAGAACCUUCUGAAACACUUUUUGAUAAUGAAGUAAAUAUUUCUAUCCCAGUAAAAUAUGAAGCUGGACUACAGUUCUACAGUUCUGCAAGUGAAUACCAUAUUUCAGUUGGGGCCAAUGAAACUGUCCCUGAAGUAAUUAAUUCUACUGAGAACAUUGGAAAUGAAAUUAAUAUCUCCUACUUGAUUAGAAAAAGAGGGCAUUUUCCAGUGCCAGAACUUAAGCUGUCAAUUUCAUUCCCCAAUUUGACAUCAGAUGGUUUUCCUGUGCUGUACCCAAGUAGAUGGUCAUCCUCUGACAAUGCAAACUGCAGGCCUCAUAGCCUGGAGGAUCCUCUUGGUAUCAACUCUGGAAAGAAAACAAUUAUAUCAAAAUCUGAAGAUCUCAGACGAGGCACACUUCUGGACUGCAGCACGUGUAAAUUUGCUACCAUCACAUGCAAUCUCCUUCCUUCUGACAUGAGUCAAGUGAAUGUUUCGCUCAUCUUGUGGAAACCAACUUUUGUAAAAACACAUUUUUCCAGCUUAAAUCUUACAAUAAGGGGAGCGCUUCAAAGUGAAAAUUCAUCACUGGUUAUAGAUAGUAGCAACCAAAAAAGAGAGCUUGCUAUUCAAAUAUCCAAAGAUGGUUUACCAGGAAGAGUGCCAUUAUGGGUUAUUCUCUUGAGUGCUUUUGCUGGAUUACUGCUGUUAAUGCUACUCAUAUUAGCACUGUGGAAGAUUGGAUUCUUCAAGAGGCCACUAAAGAAGAAAAUGGAGAAAUGAAAUAUUUUUAAGAGAAAAGAAUAACAAUUAUUCAGUGACCUAUCCUCAGGUUUGCCUCAAAUAUGUGACAAAAAGUUUAUAAUAUAAUCAAAGGCACAGUCACAUAACUCAAUGUAAUCCAUCAGGGAUUAAUGACUCGGUAACUGACAGAUCAAGCAUGAUCCAAAAAGAGUAUGCAAAAUAUAUAUUUUAUAAAGCAAUGAAAAAUAUUUUAAAUACUCAUUUUUUUGAGUAAGCAAAAUUACAUAGUGUUUUAAAGAAGAAUAAUUUAUACAAAUAUGUUUAUAUCUUGUCACCAUCCAAAGUACAGUAUUUAAUGAAUGCAGAGAUUUCUGAUGAUUAAAACAUUUAGUUUUAAAACAAUAUAAAUUAAAAUUUUUUCCUGAUUCCUGAUGGAUGUCUGUAUUCAACUUGACAGCAUUUGUAAAUGCCAAGAAAUGAAUUACCUGAAAGAGAUAACUUCUUCCAAUUCAAAUGAGAAUAUUUUCCCCUAGUAGAGUCCAUAUACAAUAUGGACUGAAGAUAAAACUAAAUCACAGAGAUACAUUCAACAUCUUUGUGCUGGGUUUUGCAGUUGGAAAGGUUUUUUUGUUUUUUUGUUUCUUUUAAUAUGAUCGGAAAAUAGUGGAAUUGACCUGAUAUUCUAUAUAAGAUAGAAAUCAAGAUGGCAAUUGUUUAAAAACAAGUGCACUGAACAGAUUAAUUUAAACUUUUAAGAAACAUGCUUAAUUUUGAUAUUGAGCUCUAAAACAUGAAACUUUUUUUAUACAAAAAAACCCCACUUAAAGCAGAUCUGUAUAGCAUAACAGUGAUUUAUCAUGAAAGGCCACAUUGUAUGCGGGACUUGCCAAAAUGGUUUUGAAAUGGAACGUGUCAGGAUAGAUGGAGAACCCUGAAAUGCUAAAAUCAUUUGCCGAGCAGCUUCCAAGAUGUUACAGAAAAUAGUUUUCUCAACUCCUUGGUACAGGGUUCAUUUAAACCCCCAACCUCUGACAGUAUGUUUAUUUUUCAUUUUUUAAAAGGUAUUUAAUUUUCCAAACACAUUUCUUCUUUUCAAGAAAAGCCAGUGUUCCAUUUCAAUACUGCAUUUAACCAAAAAGUUACUUCAAUAUUUGAAUAGAGACCCAGAAAUGUAUUGUGAAGAAUUUUGGGUUUGAAGCUCAAACCAACGGAAAGAUAUCACACUUCUACGUGUGCUUCUUCAUUCUUGAAGUAAUCUUUGCAGCUCCUUGGACUCUGCUGAUGCAUUAAGCUUCUAAGCUGCUCCAUUUCUUAGGAAAAUAACAAUGAAUGAAUAUAUGUAACUGCAUGUGUGAACUGCUGCUGUAACGUUAUUUGCUGAUACUUCUUCAAUGACUCCUUUUCUCCACUUGAUUUACUGUCACAACCCAGCUUCUGCCAAUAUGUAGAAGGUGCUGAGCUUUGCUUUCCUCAUGAAAGAGAAAGUCAACAGAGAAACUAAAUACCAUGAGUUUAAUUUUUUUGAAACUGAUUUUAAAGGAAUUACCUUAAGACUCAGAGUCAGCCUACCUGUUGGCUCUCUACCUUUACAUCUAAAAUCCUGAAAAUCAGAAAUGCGUCUGGGGGAUGCCAACAAUAUCUGGUUAGAAAAAAGAAUAGCCGGGGAUUUAGCUCAGUGGUGGGUGCCACCGCCUGCCUCGCAAGCGCAAGGUUCUGAGUUCAAUCCCCGGUACCAAAAAAAAAAAAAAAGAAAGAAAAAAGGAUAAAUCUUUCUAGAGCUUGGCUGUCCUCCAACUGGUUUGUCAUUGUUCUGAAAUAAUUUUCUUUUGGAAUUUCUCUCUUCAGGAAGCAUUCUUUCUACCCACUUUUUCUUUCCCAACAAACUCCACACCAUAUUCCAGUAUGUGCUCACUUGCUCAGCAGCCCUGCUCUGAGCUCAGUACCUUAGAAGUAAAUCAGACAGAUAAAUUUAAGUCCUUAUUUGCAUGUAUGACUGAUAGACAAAGCAUUCAUUAAACUGUAACUGUGCAUAUUUAAACAAAAACAGAAAGGAAGACAUUUUGAAAUUUUUAGAAAACAGAGAAGGAGCUAUUUGGCCAGAUCAGCUAGCUUCCAUGGCCAUUUGCUUAAAACAAUUUCUAGCAUGAAUCAUUAUGGUUAUUAAUAGAAUAUGUAAUGAACCAGAGAUCCCAUUUCUCUAAUAUUAUAAUUUGCUGAGGUCUAUGUGAGUGUAAGUAUAUAUAUGCAUGCACGUACACAUGCAGAUUGAAUACAAAAUACCUAAAUAAUGCCGAAUGAAAUUAACACAUAAAAGCUUCACCAGAAAGAAAAGUUUGAUUCCUUCAUUUUUCAUAUAGUAUUUGUUUUUCAUUUAUAUUUGGGCUUAGCUGAUAUUCCUGCCAAAUACAAAUGCAGAGAGUUUGAUUUUAAAAAUAACAGUAAAGUUUCCAAAUUAGCUUUGUACAAAUGUCCUAUAACAUAUUUAUGAUUAGGAAAUAUGCUAAAUUCUAAUAUUUUAUUUUAAGACAAUAAGAAAAGUGGGUAGUAUUUAACACUAUUUGUGAAAUUAUAGGCUAAAUUAAAUUGCCAAAGACUGUUUUUCUUUACCUUUGAUAGUUUUUUAUAAUGACUACUGGCUUCUAUCAGGAACAUUACAGUCCCUUUCCUGACCAAACUUACAAUGGCAUAUUGGUAAAUUAUUUAACACCUUGCUCUCCAACAAGAAAAAAAAAUCCUUGAUUUUAUCAUUUACCAAUUUUCAUGAUUUAAAUACUCUCUCCAUAGGCAUUUUUCAGGCUACCAACAUAAUGAGCCUAACCAGCUUUUAAAAUUUCUCGAAAUGUGUCAAUCAGUUCUUCUGAACCAGUAUAAGCUGGCUUUAGCACACCCCUAAAAUAGAUCACGUAAUGGAUGGAUGGAUAGAUAGAUGUCUAUUUACAUGUUCAAAUACACACAAUGUAAUCAUAUUUAAAAUUAUGCUAAAAUGCUAAUUAUAUUAUACCAGUUGACAUAAUGUUACCUAGUUUCCCAUUCUUCAAUGUCAAUUUCUUAAAAUUAUAAUAUCUCUUUAAUAUUGAUAAAGUGACAUGAACUUGCAUAAGAGGAAAGGAAGGAAUUGAAAGCAACAAAAUGCAGUGAAAUGCAACCCACAGUGUAAAUCUGAUCUACUCAGCAGCCACAAAAAGGCUGUUUCACUCUCUCAAGGAAUCCACAGCCCUGCAAGCAAUAUUAUUAAAGGUCAUCCUUUAUAAAUAUUUUAACUUCUAUGAUAAAAUUUAAACUUCAAUGAUCAAAUUAUUUAAAAUAUUUUCCUCUGAGCAGUAGACUCAUUGGCAACUUAAUUCCUGAAUAUUUUCUGUGUUGCAAACACUUACUUGAGAAUAGGCUCUGGGAAGAGAUAUUUUUUCCAAAAUUUGAUGCUUAGAUAAUUAUAAUAAUUUUAUCUGUAAAUGUGUAUGUACAUUCACAUUCAUAUAUUUACAUAUAUAAAUACCCUCUUUUCCUUUUAUGAAACCAAGAUCUAAGCUCGAUUAGAAAACAGAAAUAUUUGCACUAAAAGAAAAAUAUUGGUUGGUGAUGAAGUAACACUGAGUUGGAGAAGAGAUUGUGAAAAGCCCUGGCUCUGUAGGGCCAUCUUUUGUACGCUGUGAGCAGCAGCUCAUCCACUUCCAGAUAGUGCAGUUUUCCAUGGGCAAUAUCCUGGUUGAACAUGCCAUCAACUCUGUGUGAACUGCCUGUCUUGUUCACACAACACUGGGCAAUCUAGAGAAGACUGGAGCCCAGAUCCUGUCUCAUGUGCUACCUGCACAUGACAUCAUUGUCCAAAUAAAGUGGCUUCUGGCAAGUAAAUGGCUAAAAAUCCUAUGCAUUCUUCAUUUGAUUUCUAAAACUUCUUAAGCACCUCACUCACCUCCCUUCAGUCUUCUACCCAAAUAAAGAUUUUCAGGAAAAACACUGAAGGAAACAUCUGUUAUUAAAGCAUGUGCUUUGUUUUCUGCAAAUGCCACUUCAGUGAGUUGAUUAUUUAUAUAGGAUUUCCAAGCUCAGAGUUGCCGUGGUAUAAUGUUGCAGGAACAAAGUGAAAUGUACUUCAGAUAUGCAACACUCUAAGAGAUUUACAAACUAUAUGGGACACCAUCAGCAAUGAUGCCAACACCCUACAAUUCCCAUCCUCACUGUGGAAAUAUUUUAAAAAACUGAAAAGAUGGGCCUUAACCUCAAAUUAAUAUCAUAUUUUGUAAUCAAGAUGUACCAUUGAAUUGCAAACAGCAGAGUGUUAUAUGCAAACACAACUUCAAGGUGAGUCCUCUUUCCAAUGAGACAGCUGUUCCAAAACUCCUUCCACACAGAAAUCCUGAAGCCACCACUGGACCUUAACUGUGUUAACACUGCAGUGAAAGGAAGCCCAAAGCACAUUCCAAAAUACUAUGGAUGGGGCCAGGAUCACUGCUCCAUGAGUGGUUGGUCAGGGUAAUUGCUCAUGUGUAGCAUAUGCAAAACCCUGGGUUUGAUCUUCAGCACCAAAAAAAAAAAAAGAGGGGACACUGCUACAUGCUGCUGUUUCCCAAAUGAAAGUACUGUUGUAAAAUGCUACUAUGUAGAACAAUAAGAAUGGUGUUAAACCGUAACAUUAUAAUCCAGUGAACACAUCACGGUCUUUUAUUCUCACAUUAAAAUUUACCUUAAAUUUGGAAAUUCAAAGUAACAGCCUUUUCACUAUCAGUCUUGAAUUUAGAAAUUCAAAGUAUCAGCCUUGUGGAAAAUGUAAAGUUGCGCAGAUUGGCUCCUAGUCCCAGCCUGAUUGUCCAGUGCACCAUCUGGCACCCAAGAUGUCCAGUUCCUAACUGAUGAAAAAUUAUAAAGCCCCCGAGUUGAACUCCUGAAUCUUCCACUGUUCUCCUGGAAAGAAGAGUAGCUUCUCUCUGACUCCCUGACUUGAAAGCAGCUCAUUUUGUUUUUGUUGCUUUAUAUAAAAAUCUUUCCCUGUGCUUUAUGAAUUUAAAACUUUACCCAGGCUUCCUUACAUUUCCCUCUUGCCACAUUCAGGAGAAUUUCAAUGCUAAGAGGACUGGGCAGCAGGAGCCAGAGCUUCUUUGCAGGAGCACUCGGCCUUCUGCUUUCCAGUUGGUAUUUUCUCUUUUCAACACAUCAUGGGGAUGCUUUGUUUUGAUUUGGGGCUUCCUCAGUAAGGUCAUUCCAUGCCUGUGUCUCUUGUAGGGCCUCGGUCUAUGGCCUGCUAUUUUUGUUGGCAAACAGAGACUCAGAAAUUCUUUCAUUAUCUGUCACCCCUUAGAAACUGGAGCACUGAACCAGGAGCCAAUGAAUGACAUUCAAAGCUGUGAUUACAUUUUUUUUUCCUUAUUUCAAAUAACAUUCUUAUUUUUAAAAAACAGUAAGUGUAGAAUUUUCUGAGCUGUGCUGCCACAGACUGAAUCUUAAUAUCUGUUCUUUUAUUUCAAUUUGAUUUAUGCAUGUACACUAGAGACAAAAUUUCUUAAAUAAAUCUUCCAAAUGACAACAGCAUGAAUGUCAGUUGAGCUCUUGAAUAAUUCCUUGUUGUCCUUACCUGUUCCCACCACUGGUUAUUAAGAGGUCAAGAAUGAUAGGAAGCUUUAUCUGUGAUAGAAUUACUACUUAAAAGACGAAGAAUCUAAACAGUGGGAGAGUUUGACAUCUGAAUGCAGAGUACUCCUGAUUGAGUCUUUAGCCACUAUGGAAACAGACAGCAGACCUGAGCUGCAGGAGAAAGCAUCAUUACUGAAGAAAACACUUGAAAAUCUGUAAUAAAUUAGAAGAGGAUGAAGCAAACAAGUACGAUGGUCACUGGGGGUUGAAAUGGUGAUAUUCUUUAAAAAAACCAAGUGGGGAAAAGUAAAGAUUAAUCUGUAACAUGCAUCAUUCCUUAGCUGAAAUUAAAAAAAAAAAGCCUUAGGAAAAAAAAAGAGGUCAAGAGAGAUUAAAUGGGAAGAGGUGAAGGAACAUAAUUUUUCCUUUCUUCCACAUAGCAGCCAAACAGGAGGAAGCCACCAGUGCCAGGUGAUAAUCUUUCUGUCAUGUUUCUGUAACAUUUUUCACCUUGAGAGACAAAAUAAAUGGGAAUGGGAAUGGGAGUGCACAUACAAGCAUUUUAUAAUUUAUAUCUGUGUCCUCACUCCUCAAACUUCCAUAAGCUCCCUGAGACCACAUGUAGGUCACCCACAAUACCAACACAUGUGCUUUGUUGGUUGAAUAAAACCAAAAGUACAUUACCUGACAUUAACCAGGGCUAAUAUCUGAAGUUUAACUCACUUUGAGCCCAAGUAAAAGCAGUCAUUUAAAGCAGUAACCCUUUAGAGCUUCUUCAUUCUGGAGCUAUUUCAUGUAAGAGAUCCUGUUAAACUAGUUUUUCACACCCCUACUACCCUAACUCAGGAUGCAACAGAGGCUCUGCAUUCCUGCUGGCAAACAUCAGCCCUAUGAACAGUAUACUGUGUGUCGCUACUGUGAGUCUGUAAAAUUGUUAAUGGACAGUAUAAACAAUUGAAUCCAAUUUAUUUAAAAAUAGUGCAUGUAAUAUGUAACUACUGCCCUGAAAUAACUAUCAUAUAAACAUACUUCCAAUAAAACUUUUCUGCAUGGUCUAACAUAAAGUAUAUUGCAUUACUCUUUAAAAAUAAUUUACUGUAGAUUAAACUCAUUAAAAUGAAUAAUUUAAAAGUAUGUGCAUUUCCGUAAGACUUUCGUUGGAUAAACUUAUUAGAAGAAAAAUUUCAGGAACAAAGAAGCACAAUCUUUAUUAAUGCUACUAAUUUAUUAUGUGCCUAAUUUAAGCCCAUUUUUAAGCAAAAAUAGUUGUCAAGUAAAGCCACUUAAACUGAUAUAAUUAGAAAGAGCUGAGAGGGUAAAAGAGCAUUUUGAAUGUCCUAUGUAUGGCAUAUCCUGUACACUGAUUUGAGGUCUGAGUUUUGGUAUUUUUAUAUAAUUUUAUCUUAUCUUGUGCAUCAGCUGUGUAUUUUACAUCAAGGUAAAUAAGCAUCCUGUUUUAUAUGUUGAAUAAAAAAUGACUCAAAGAAAA